AUGCCAAUAACAUCACCAUCAAGACGCACCACGGCCAACGACGCUGACGGACUACUAUUAAAUUCAAUCCUGAGCUCAAACGGCUCUGCUAAACUCAAUGCCAGUACGGGCUCAUCAAGGCAGCAUGGAGAGACAGAUGCUGACAUCAAGCUCAAAACUGGUCUCCAAUUGAUCCAAGAAGCAUACGAGUACCGUGCUACUCACUUGUCCUCAGAGCUUGCUCAAUGGAAGGCUGCUGCUUCUAAUCAACGACAACAAAUCCAUGCAUUAGAAGCAGAAGUAUCCGCAAAGGAUCGGAUAAUCGCAGACCUAGAACGCAAAAAUGAUGAAUUGCAACGUAGUCUAGCUCAACAAGUGUCUGAAAAGAAGGCUCUUGCUCUGGCAAAGAAUACCAUACAGGAUCGGUAUCAGGCGCUGAAGAGAUCUGCUAGUCAGUUGGAGUCAUUCAGAAAGUCAAUCGUGUCCAUGGUCGAAUACGGUCCAGUCUUGACUGUGGAUGGACUAGACCGCUCUUUCACUGAAGCUGGCAUCGAAGAAAACGAGGUGCUGCAACACCAAAAGUCAUAUUCUCCUGCUGGAUCACAGAUAGAUGCAGAUCAUGUAUCAUUCUUACAGGAUCAGACAAUGAGAUCUUUUGAUUUGAGCGCCGAGUAUAGUGACAAACCACCAAAAUCAGCAACUACAACUCCACGAUCGAAUAAUUUAAAUACCAACAGCAGCGGCAAUAAGGCUAGAUCGUCUCCAACACCGCAGUUACCACCACCUUCUAUACUGAAAUCGUAUACCACCUCAAAACUACCGCCCAGGAUACCAGUGGAUUGGCGUGAAGUAGGAGAUACGCCUGGCAAGCAGUAUACACCUGGGAAGAGAUCUGAAAAGUUACAGAAAUCAACUCCCGAUCGCGUCGCAACACCAGAAACAUUCACAAAACCACCAUCAACCAGCACACCAAACAAUGACGACGACGAUGACAACAACAACAAUGCAAUGCCCCAUCAUACUCCCUCAUCUCUAACAAAACCAUCAACAUCAAAACAUACAACCACACCAUCCAAACCACCACACUCAACCCUCUCAUCACCACCAUCAGGGCCCUCAUAUAUCGACGCACCAACACUAUACAAACACAUCCGAGACGCACUACUGCCAUCGGAAUUUGAAGAGUUUGCGUCUAACGUCGCAUCGUUUAACUCAUCGCAGAUAAGUGCUGAUGAGGCGGUCAAGAAUAUUGGGAGGAUUGUGCGUGACCGCACUCUGUUUGCUCAGAUGAGGACUCUUAUAUAUACUGCGUUGGCUGAGAGUGAUAAGAGUGGGUUGACGAAUAAUGAAUGA
Messenger RNA from Synchytrium microbalum, 1332 nucleotides. RefSeq lists its product as uncharacterized. The transcript has 6 exons. The record is from RefSeq and is a predicted model, not a curated record. The coding region runs from base 1 to 1332 and encodes 443 amino acids. NCBI's taxonomy places the organism in Eukaryota, Fungi, Chytridiomycota, Chytridiomycetes, Synchytriales, Synchytriaceae.